AUGAUCUAUUUAAAAAAAGAAGAUAAAAAUAAUAUUAAUGAAGCAUAUAUUGAAAAAAGAAGAAAAGUAGUAGAAGAAAAUAAAACUCCAAAAGUCCAAAAUAUUGUAAAAAUAAAUCCUCUACAAGAUCCAAGAUUUCAUAAACCAACAAUCAGUAAAAAUGUACAAAAAUAUUUAAUUGUUGAAAACUUACAACAAACUAAAGCAAAUAUCUCUAUUGCCCAACUUGCUGCUGAAAAUCCUAAAUAUCUAAGAGAACUUAGUAAAAGUCUUCGAAAGAAAAAGAUUAAACCUGCUCCUGAAUCUAUGGUUACUGCUCAAUAUACUGAUGAUAGAAAAUUUAGAACUAUAGCAUUAUAUUGUCAAGCCAAUAUUAAUAGAGUUAUUACCAAUAUUAUUCUUGAUAGUAGUUCUGCUAAAAGUAUUAUCUCUAAUUAUUUUCUCAAACGUAUUGGUCUAAAAAUCACAAAACCAUCAACAACCUUAAUGUUAAAUAUAAAUAGUGAAAAGAGAAAAUCUCUUGGAGAACUCUAA
Molecule: messenger RNA, 534 nt
Organism: Racocetra persica
Lineage: Eukaryota; Fungi; Glomeromycota; Glomeromycetes; Diversisporales; Gigasporaceae
Source: the annotation of a GenBank genome assembly